UGCAUUUUAUUAGCCUUAAUAAAUAAGUAACAUUCAGGGUUGUUGUUUUUUUAUAUCAAAAGCAUUUGAAAAGCUUAGCUUUUUAAGUACUGUAAAUGAGUCUUAAGUUCGUGGCUCAUGCAACUGUUCCUUUGCAGCACGACGGCAAUGUUCUGCACGCGCGUUCAUGGUAACGUGCACGGCGCUAGGCGCGUUCCCGCAAGAACAUUUAAUGACCAAUGGACGCCUAUGUUUGCAUUUACGCUGUUUACGUAGUGAACUUCUCUAGACAAUCUAUUUUAAGCUGCAUUUUAGCAACAGCGCCCUCUAUGGUCACAACAUACGGUGGUCACAGAUUCUGGUGUAACACCGGCAGCAGGACCUGCUCCAGCUACCAAAACACAGGUUAAUUACAGAUGUCACGAGGUGGAAUAUCUCUUAUGACAUGAUAGAUAGAUUUUUAGAACAACCACCAGCCAUCUGUGCAGCACUACUUUCAACAGAGGUCAGAAAGUGUGAAAAGGAUGUCUUCACAAUGAAUGAAGCUCACAUCACAUGUGCUGAGGAAGUGCUCAAGGCACUAAAGCCAAUUAGGAAUGCCACAUUGGUAAUGUCAGAAGAGAGCAUGCCCACUCUUUCUGUCAUUGCACCACUUUAUUCAAAGCUUGUUAUGGGCUCAGAAGAAAGCCCAGAUGAUACAAAGUCCGCAAAGGACAUCAAGGCUGCUAUAGCACAAGAUCUGGGAAAGAGAUAUGCCAAUGAGAGGAAGACACUGUGCAUGGCAUCAGCUCUGGAUCCAAGGUUUAAGGAUCUACCCUUUCUCUCUGAAAUGGAGAUCAAAGAGACCUACUCCAGAAUGACGGAUGCUGUGGUGGCUGCCAUAAAGAAGCAACAAAAUCAGGAAGCUAGAGAAGUAGAGGAGACUGACCAGUCAAAGGAUGUUGAAGAUCACCUAUCUGACUAUGAAGAUGGCUCUGCCUACACCUCCCUGCAACCCAUAAAGAGGCCAAGGAAAUCAUGUACAUUGGCUGACUUGCUUGGAAUGGUAUUUGCCACUUCUGAAAACAACAUGGCACCAAAAUCUGCACAUGAUACUGCUGCAUCUGAGAUUAAGAGGUUUAGAGAAGAAAAACCUUUGCCUCUCCAAGAAAACCCACUCAGUUGGUGGAAAGAACAUGAAGAUGCGUACCCUGAGCUAUCCAAACUAGCAAAGGGUUUCCUGUGCAUUCCGGGAACAAGUGUUACCUGCGGAAAGAGGAGAGGAGGAGACAUUGUAACUGCACAUAGAAGUGCCCUGACAUCUGAGCAUAUUGACCAGCUUAUCUUUCUUCAGAAAAACCUUGACAUUAAAUAAAAAGACAAAUAUAAAUACAAAUGAAAGAAACCUGUAAAAUCCAAGUUUAAAGGUUCUGAGAAGGUUCAACAUCUGUAAAUAUUUUAUUGUUUAUAUUUUUGUUUUGUUUUCUUUAGGAAUCCUGCAAGCACUUUAUUUUUCAUUGAUAUAAAGCAGAUGUAA
Silurus meridionalis is the source of this 1495-nucleotide messenger RNA. RefSeq names its product E3 SUMO-protein ligase ZBED1-like. Gene Ontology annotation, molecular function: protein dimerization activity. The record is from RefSeq and is a predicted model, not a curated record. Bases 425 to 1333 code for a protein of 302 amino acids. Lineage: Eukaryota; Metazoa; Chordata; Actinopteri; Siluriformes; Siluridae. The transcript has 2 exons.